Messenger RNA from Fibroporia radiculosa, 1305 nucleotides. RefSeq lists its product as uncharacterized. Gene Ontology annotation, molecular function: protein kinase activity; ATP binding. Gene Ontology annotation, biological process: regulation of mRNA processing; spliceosomal complex assembly; protein phosphorylation. Bases 1 to 1305 code for a protein of 434 amino acids. NCBI's taxonomy places the organism in Eukaryota, Fungi, Basidiomycota, Agaricomycetes, Polyporales, Fibroporiaceae. The transcript has 5 exons. The record is from RefSeq and is a predicted model, not a curated record.
AUGAAGCCAGUGAUGGAGAGCGUUCGUCUCAAAGAGGGAGACGGAGAAGAAUUCACUUGCGAUGAAGAACCACAUAUGCUGCCUCCAGAGACGGGAUAUGGAUACCUCGCGUUGACCCUUGGACAUCAUCUGGACCAAGACAAGCGUGACUUGGAAAUUGUUCGCAAGCUAGGCUGGGGAGGCUACUCCAAUGUCUGGCUCGCCACACCCCACAAGUACGCCACAACUUCAUCGCCGCUUGUUUUCUUCGACCUCAUCACGCAUUCCAGAAAAGAUUAUCGCUCGAAAUACGUUGCUGUUAAGGUUAUGACAGUGAACGCCACUGCCGGUGCUGUGUACGGGCACAUGAAUGAAGUCAAAUCUCUCAGGCUUGUUACGUCGAAAAACCCAGACCAUCCCGGCUAUAAGCACUGUGUCACUGUUGAAGACCUGUUUAUAGAAAAGGGGAAAUACGGACCGCACUACUGUUUAGUGACUCAAGUGCACGGCCGCCACAUGGACGCCCUGCAGUCUGACCUACAAGACCACCACUUCUCGGUUUCCGCCACGAAGCGCAUUAUAAAGCAAACGCUCCUCGCUCUGGACUACUUGCAUACCGAGUGUAAGCUUAUCCACGGGGACCUUAAACCAGCCAACAUUCUUUAUUCGCCUUCCUACCAAGAUGAUGCUAUAGCGCGCCACAUCGAAGAUUCUCCAUCUAGCAGUUAUGAACCUCGUUUAGAGCCAGACCUAUCUCCCGAUCCAAUCAUUACAGUUAGGUCCCAACCUCUGCCAAAUUUCGGCCUACAAGAAGAUAUGAGCAACAUCAAUAUAUGUCUUGUUGAUUAUGGCGAAACGGCUUCAGCUGAGCAAGAACAUACACACCCAUCUCAACCUACCCUGCUUCGCGCUCCCGAAGUCGUAGUCGGCUACCCCUGGUCAACCGCUGUCGAUAUCUGGUCUAUCGGAGGUUUGGUAUUCGAGUUCCUAAUCGGCAACCCGUUUUUCGCCUUGUACGAGACAGACUCUGUCUCGUUGGAAGACUCGCUGCUGCGCCGAAUGAUUGAGCACAUUGGUCCUUUCCCCCCGCAUCUUCUGGAAAAGGGAACAAGGCGCGAUGAGUAUUUCGACGCUGAGGGUACUCUUAUCCGCGUGAAAGAGUUUCGUCCACAAUCUAUCGAGGAUUGCCUGAAAAUUUACAACAUCCUCGAUUCGGCGGACAUAGCGCCAGCGGCCGCCUUCAUUCGACGCUGUCUCACAAUGGAUCCGGAGAAGCGGCCUACCGCAAAAGAAUUACUGGAAGACGAGUGGUUGAAGGAUGCAUGA